Notothenia coriiceps (black rockcod) is the source of this 9930-nucleotide messenger RNA. RefSeq names its product E1A binding protein p400 (gene ep400). The transcript has 54 exons. Gene Ontology annotation, molecular function: ATP binding; chromatin binding. Gene Ontology annotation, biological process: DNA repair. Bases 178 to 9174 code for a protein of 2998 amino acids. Gene Ontology annotation, cellular component: Swr1 complex; NuA4 histone acetyltransferase complex. The record is from RefSeq and is a predicted model, not a curated record. Lineage: Eukaryota; Metazoa; Chordata; Actinopteri; Perciformes; Nototheniidae.
GAAUGAAAUUAGCUCCAAAACAUUGAAUAGCCGCUAGCAAUAUCGAUAUUUUUUCCCCCGUGAAAUAACAUUUGUUACAGCAUGUAACUUAUUGUAAAUAUGACUUUGGAUUUAUGAAACCUCUACAGAAGCCCCAUUCCCCAUUAUUGUGUAUAGACAUAGUAACAGUUUUACGCAAUGCACCAUGGAAGUGGAUCACAGAAUAUGCAACGACAGCUUCAGAGAUCCAAGCCUGCCAGUGGGGCUGAAGCUGAGGAGCAACAGCAGCCCACCAUGGCAGUCACGCAGCAGCAAGCUACAGCUAACCACCCUCAAUCUCCUGUGACCACAUUUUCCUCUGCUGCCAGCCCUUCAGCCCCCCAGUCGCCCAAUUAUCAGAUAAUCAUGAGUCGCAGCCCAGUCACCGGCCAGAACAUGAACAUCACAUUACAAAAUGUGGGACAGAUGGUGACUGGUAACCAGCAGAUCACACUUACACCACUUCCCAUACAAAACCCAUCAUCCCCUGGCUUCCAGCAUGCUACACCUCAGUGGAGGUUUGAGCAUGCUCCAUCCUCCUACAUCCAGGUCACCUCACCUGUGCCCCAACCCAUGCAGCCCCAAAGUCCCACCCAGCACAGCCCGGUCACAAGGCCAGGAGCACCUGCAACAGCUUUGGGUGUAUGUGGACAGAGUCCAACACGAUUUGUUGAUGCUGGUAUGUUAGUGCGGCAAAUCAGCUUAAACAGUCCAUCGGGAAGUGGCCACUUUGUUUACCAGGAAGGUACAGGGCUGGCCCAGAUUGCCCCGGCCACACCUGGCCAGAUACAGCUGGCCUCUCCAGGAGCACCAGGCUCUGUGAGAGAGCGCCGGCUCUCUCAGCCUCACUCACAGACUGGAGGCACCAUCCACCACCACGGACCUCAAAGUCCUGUUGCCACCGGUACUUCUCUCUCGACUCUGGGCAGCCCUAAUCACAUCACCACGUCUAACCUACCUCCACAGAUCAGCAGUAUCAUUCAAGGACAGCUGGCCCGCCCUAUGAUAUUUGAGAAGACGUCGCAGGGUGUUGUUGCUGGAGUAGGAACCACAGCAUCAUUCACUAUUCCCUCCUCCAUUCCACCGUCUAACCAGUCCCUCACGAGUCCAACCCAAGGGAUCUCCAACAAUCCUCUUGCACCAAACAGCAUGGCUGUGGCCACUAUGAGGAAGCUGGUUCCCAAGAAGUUGGAGGAAAUUGCUCCUUCUACUCCAGAGAUUUCCCAGCUAAGAAAACUAUGUUUGGAGCAGCACACCAAGAAGAUGGACAGCCUGAAAGAAGUGUUCAAAGAAUACCUGAUUGAGCUUUUCUUUCUGCAGCACCUACAAGGGAACAUGAUGGACUAUGUUGCUUUUAAGAAGAAGCCCUGUGUUCCCUUGUAUACCUACUUGAGACAGAACGAUUUGGACCUAGAAGAUGAAGAGGAAGAGGAAGAACAGUCUGAAGUCAUUAAUGAUGAGGUGAAGGUUGUUACUGGAAAGGAUGGCCAAGCAGUGACACCAGUUGCCAUAGCAACACAGCUUCCUGCUAAUGUGUCUGCAGCAUUCUCUGUCCAGCAGCAGUUUCAGGGACACCAGGUUUCUGGUGGUACCAUUACAAACCCUGGAGACAUGGAUGCCUUUAAGAGGCAACAGGCUAUGGCAGAUCAGGCUAAGAGGUGCCGGAUUGACGUUGGUCGCCAUGGGCUGAUUUUCCAGCAUCCUGGUGUAGCUCUAGGAUCACCUGGCGUUCCACUCCAGCAGCUUAUGCCAACUGCGCAAGGCGGGAUGCCGCCUAAUCCUCAAGCGAUCCAGAUUGCAGGACAGAAGCCGAUCCAGCAUCAAUACGACCCAUCCAAAGGACCUCCAGUGCAGAAUGCAGCCAGCCUGCACACCCCUCCUCCCCAGCUGCCUGGCAGGUUGCCCCAUGGUGCUCUCCCUAUGACAGGCAUGCCCAUGACACUCUCUCAGCAGGCUCAGUUAUUGGAGAACACAGCUCAGUCCGGUGGCCAGCUCCAGGCACAGGUGAAGUUGCAGGCAGGUGUCCUGGCAGCAGUAAACCCUCACACACAGCUCCAAGCCCAACUGCAGCAGCAGAUGCAGCCGGGUCUUCAUCUCCAGCUGCAGCCCCAGCAGCAACAACCCUUACUGCAGGCAGGACAGGCGACGGUAGCACUUGCUCGCCCUGGUGCAGAAUCAAACCAGCUAGGUCAGAGGAUUAUGACCAACUCGAUAUCCAUGACAUCCAUGUCUCCUGCUCCCCUCUCCGCUCCCAACUCUGUUCCAACACCCCAUACUGCAAGUCCGCUGCGCCCUUAUGGCUCUAACAUCAACUCGAGCACCCAGUCCAAACUUACUGGAACCAAUGGCAUUUCGGCUGUGAAAAUUGGUGGCUUUGGUCAAAGUGCGACCAUGCAGUCCUCACAGGAGGGUUCUCAAGAUAAGCAAGUUGAGCAGGCCAAACUGGAGAGUCAAGUGCAUCAGCGCAUCUCUGAUCUAAGGAAGGAGGGCCAGUGGUCCGCCAGUAGACUGCCUAAGCUGAUGGAAGCCUCCCGUCCAAAGUCCCACUGGGACUACCUCCUGGAGGAGAUGCAGUGGAUGGCCGCUGACUUUGCCCAGGAGAGGAGAUGGAAAGAGGCUGCUGCUAAGAAGCUUGUUCGCACGUGUGCCCGUCACCAUCAAGAGCAGAAGAAGAGUGAAGAGAGGUUGAAGAAAGAAAGGGAAGUUCAUCUUCGUCACAUUGCCAGCACGAUUGCCCGUGAGGUGGAAUUCUUCUGGGCGAACAUCGAGCAGGUUGUGGAAAUUAAACUCCAGUUUGAAAUUUACGAGAAGAAACUAAAAGCUCUCAGCUUACAAAAAGCAUCAGCCAAAGUACCGGGUCAGUCAACAGGAGUACACGCUGGAAAAGAGGAGGCGACGACUUCAGCUAAAAAAAGGAAAGCAAGUUCGUCCUUGAUUGAUGAAAAUGUCCCAGAUGAAGAGAGCACGAUAGAGGAACAGGAGGCAAUGGAGGGGGAAGCAGACCACAAAGCAGAGUUGGUUGAGCUGGCCAAAAAUGCUGAGAUGCCUCUUGAUGCUUUGAAGAAGCAGUAUGCCGGCGCCUACGUUGAAGGCUUUGAGUGGCCUCAGCCUAGUCCUCACAGUGAUGAGGAGGAGAUGGAGGAGACUGAAGAAAAAGCGUGUCCUUUGGGCAGUCCACCUGAGGCAGUGUUGAUUGACUCACUGCUUAAUGUGGAGCAGUACCGAGGAGCGGAUAAAGCCUCUGACUCUGAGAGGAAGCCCGCCAGAGACAUAGCUGAAGUGGCUGCUGCUACAGAGCUCAUCCUGCCCAAGGGCAGCUUCAGGACCACUUCCACAACCCGCAGCCCAGCUCCUUUGCUACUGCAUGGGUCACUGCGAGAGUAUCAGCAGAUUGGUGUGGACUGGCUGGUAAACCUGCACAAGAAAAACCUCAAUGGCAUCCUUGCAGAUGAGACGGGCCUCGGCAAGACCGUACAGACGGUGGCUUACAUGGCUCAGUUAGCUGGCCAAGAAGGCAUCUGGGGUCCCCACCUUAUUGUAGUAAGGACAUGCAAGUUGUUAAAUUGGGAGGUGGAGUUCAAGCGCUGGUGUCCUGGCCUGAAGAUCCUCCUGUACCUCGGCAACAGAAGAGAGCGCAGAAACCAGAGAAUGUGGUGGGGGGAGGCCAACAGCUUCCAUGUAUGCGUGACAUCCUACAAACUGCUGAUGAAAGACCAGAGCCAUUUCCUGAGGAGAAAGUGGAGGCACCUGGUCCUGGACGAGGUGCAGCUGAUCAAAAGCAUGACGGAGAAACACUGGGAAACGAUCUUUGCUCUCCGAAGUGAGCAGAGGGUUCUCCUCAUCAACACUCCUCUACAGAAUACUCUAAAGGAGCUGUGGACCAUGAUCCACUUCCUUUUGCCAGGAAUCACCAGGUCCUACUCUGACUUCCCUGUUAAGGCAGGCACAGACCAGAACCAGGACUACUGCCACAAGCUGGUCAUCCGCCUGCACAGGAUGAUCCAGCCCUUCAUCCUCCGGCGCUCCAAAAGGGACGUGGAGAAGCAGCUGCCCAAGAAGUACGAGCACAUCCUGAAGUGCCGUCUCUCCACCAGACAGAAGAACCUUUACGAGGAUAUCCUCACGCGACCGGGAGCUCAGGAGGCUCUGAAGACGGGUCAUUUUGUCAGCGUGCUUCAGGUCUUGAUGCAGUUACAGCGAGUGUGUAACCACCCCGAGCUGGUGGCUCCCAGGGAGACCAGCAGCUCCUACUUCUGCUCCUCUCUGCAAUACAACGCCCCAUCACUGGUGCUGGGAGCUAUCAGGAACGACUCGAGCAAGAUUUCAAGCAUGUCCAUAUUUGAUCUGAUCAAUAAUGAGAACCGACUGACCCGGUAUCAGACUGAAGAGGCAGUUCCCAAACUGAAGAUCACUAAGCAGCUCAUCGAGGAGAUCAACACUGCUCCAGAACCAUCGCCACGCCCAAAGCCGUGUCCGAUAAAACCCACGAGAUUGUUCCAGCAAGUGCAGUAUGGGACAAAGCCAGAAGGCCGCCUCGCUGCCGUCUCUGCUGCGGCAGGCCAGCGUCCUCCAACCAGCUCUCCCACUACUAGCACCUCUGUUUCCACCAACCUGUCGGCUCAGAACAGGGGCAAGUCCCCCGUCACCGCGGCAACUACCACAGCCACUACUCACGGUGGAGAUGUGGUGAAGAUUGCCCAGUUGGCCAACAUAGCAGGCAAUCAGAAUCGUAUCUCUCAGCCAGAGACUCCUGUCACGCUGCAGUUUCAGGGAAACAAGUUCACUCUGUCGCCCAGCCAGCUGCGCCAGCUCACCACCGGACAGCCCCUGCAGCUCCAAGGUACACUCGGCAACAUCCUGCAGAUUGUGUCCGCUCCAGGGCAGCAGAUCAUCAGGCCCCAGGGAUCCAUGGUCAUGCAAACAAUGCAACAAACUGUCCCCGCUUCCAACGCCUCAGUUACACCUGGCACGCCUCAUCCUGCGCUGUCAACAGCCCAGCAAGGCGUAACUUCGAACGCCACGUCAUCACCUACCAAGCUCACAGCUGCAUCUCAUGCUGGUUCCCAGGAGUCUUCAGAAGAAAAGACUCAGCAGCUGAAGGAGCGUUUGAGCCGCCUGUUUGAGGCGAACGAGCGGCGCUGCAGCCGCAGAGUGGUGUACGGGUCAGACCUGCUGCAGGCCUGCACUUUAACCACAGACCCAAGUCAUUCCGCCCUGACGGCUGGGGGCUGGAGGUGGGUGGGCCGAGAGAGCUGCCUCAGGGCUCAGAGAACCUGCGUAGCUACUACCGCUGCCCUGCAGUCCGCUCUGCUCACUGUGGAGGAUCGCCUGCAGGCGGCCAACAGCCUCAUCAAGAGGCUGGUAUGUGUGGUGCCUCCAGCUGUAGCCCCGCCCCCUCACCUGUAUGCAGCCAAUCCCCCGGUUCCCUACAGCCUCCAGCAGAAGUCACUUCUCCGUGGGCUACAGGAGGCCGCCGCCCCCCACAGUGCUGACAUCCAUCACCAUGCGUCCAGGCCUCUCCUCUGUUGUGAUGACCUGCUGCUAAUGCAGAUGGACUCUGGUAAACUGGAAGCUCUUGCCAUUCUGCUGCAGAAGCUUCGGUCAGAAAGCCGCCGUGUCCUCAUCUUUACUCAGAUGGUGAAGAUGCUUGACAUCCUGGAGGCCUUCCUAGAUCACCGGCAGCUCACUUAUGUGCGGGUCGAUGAAAGCUUCAGUCCUGACAAACGACAGGAGAACAUAAGGAAGUUUAACCGGAACAGGAACGUGUUCUGCAGCAUCCUGACAAACCGCUGCUGCUCUGCAGUCGGGACUUUGUUUGAUGCAGACACCAUCAUCUUCUACGACACAGAUCUCAAUCCCAGCAUGGAUGCCCGCGCCCAGGAGUGGUGUGACAAAAUAGGACGUUCAAAGGAUAUACACAUUUACAGGUUGGAGAGUGGGAACUCCAUUGAAGAGAAGCUGCUGAAGAAUGGCACCAAGGACCUGAUCCGAGAGGUGGCUGCUCAGGGUACCGACUACACCUUGGCGUACCUCACACAACGGACCAUCCAGGAUCUGUUCGAGGUGGAGGCCGGCUCAGGGGAGAAGGUGGAGGAGUUUGUGGUUCUUCACCAGGAGCCGUCGGCCUCUGAGGCCAUCUCUCCCAGAGUGGCUAGACCAUACAUCCAGGCUCUGCACAGCAUCAACCUGGAUACCCUGCCGGAGGAGGAGGAGGAGCAGCAGCAUGAGGAAGAGUUAGCAGGCAAAGAGUCAAAGGACAACCAGGAGGAGGAGAGCAAAACUGACGAGGAGCCCGCUCAGCAAGAGGAACUGAAUGCAGUCAUACAACAGCUCACACCAAUCGAAAGAUAUGCCCUACAUUACCUGGAGUACCUCCAUGUCAGUGAUGACCAAACUGCUCUCAAGGAGAGGUUGGAGUGCUCCAAGAGAGGCUGGGAGCUGCAGCAGCUCCAGAAGCUGAAGGAGGAGGAGGAAGAGCGGCACUUUAUGGAGGGAGAUGAAGAUCUCUUCACCUACACAAGAGAGGAUGCCUACAACAUGGAGUAUGUGUUUGAUGCAGAGGACGGCCAUACAGAAAUCAUGCCGCUUUGGACUCCACCCACACCACCGUCGGAUGACAAUGACAUUUACAUCGACUCUGUGAUGAUGCUGAUGUAUGACACUGCCCCCAUGCCGGAGUCCAAGCUGCCUCCUGUCUACGUCCGCAAGGAGCACAAGAGACUCAAGAUGGACCCCUCAGCAGCCAGAAAGAAGAAGAAGGGCCACGGGGAGACGGUCAUCCCCCCUCGCUCGCUUUUCGAGAAGGCCAGCAUGCUGAAAGUUCGCCGCGAGGGCAAAGACCAGAAGAAGAACUUCUCUCUCAAGCAGCAGGCUCCCUUUGCCAAGCCCCUGCCCUCGCUGGUUAAACCUGUCAUGGAGGCGGGUCAGGACAACCCGGAGUGGCUCAUCAGUGAGGACUGGGCUCUGCUUCAGGCUGUAAAGCAGCUUCUGGAGUUGCCUCUGAACCUGACAAUCGUGUCUCCUGCACACACUCCUAACUGGGACCUGGUGAGCGAUGUGGUGAACUCCUGCAGCCGCAUCUACCGCUCGCCCAAACAGUGUCGCAACCGCUACGAGAACGUCAUCAUUCCCAGAGAAGAGGGCAAGUUGGUGUAUGAGGCAAACCCCAAGAAAAAAACCAAGAGCAUAUACAAGUCUAAGAACAGCCGCCCUCUGAGGACCUGUCAGAUCUACACACAGGAUGACAACGCCACUCACAUUCAGCUCUACAACAGCCGCUUUGAACUCAUGAAGAUCAUCGCCAGCAAGAGGAGCCCACCAAUCAAACCACUGCUUGGCAUGAAUCCAUUCCAGAAAAAUCCCAAACAUGCCUCUGUUUUGGCAGAAAGUGGAAUCAGCUAUGACAAGCCCCUCCCUCCCAUUCAGGUGGCUUCUCAACGUGCUGAACGGAUCGCCAAGGAGAAAAAGGCCCUUGCAGAGCAGCAGAAGGCUCAGCAGUUGGUCCAGCAGCAGCAGGCGGGGGCCCCCGGGGCCCAGGUGGCCCCCGGCCAGGCGCUGACUCCUGCUGCCGGCCAGGCUCUGGUCCCUCAGGCUGCCACAGUGCCCGGAGCUGCUGCGGUGCCUAAUGCAGCUGUUCUGGCUGGAGCCAUAAAGAAUGCCACUGUUGGCACCACCAUCCAGGCUGCCACUGUAGGGGGGAAUGUGAUCGUGAACACAUUAGCUGGAGUUCCCCCAAGUCCUUUCCAGGCCAACAAACGGCUGGCAUCUCCCGUCAUAACAGGCACCCUCUCUCCUGCUGGUGCCGCUGGAGCCCAGGUGGUCCACGCUCAACAGAGGACCGUCACCGCUGCUGCAGCCCCUGCAGAGGUGGUUGCCAUAGCUACAGGUGUUCGAGCUGUUACCCCAGUUACGGCAUCAGCAGUAGUUACGACCACUCUGAGUCCGGUGCAGUCUCAGACGCGCCCUCUGCUCACUCAGGUCACACAAGCCGCAGGGAUGCAGUUGCAACAAGGGAAGCCUCUCACUCCAGCCCACCUGCAGAUGCUCCGACAGCAACAGCUGCAGCAGCACCAACAGCAGCAGGCUGCUUCCCCACAGAUCAAAGCUGUAGGCAAACCCCAGGAGUUGUUGAAGAUGCACAAGCAUAAGUUGCAGCUGCAGCAGCAGCAACAGGUAGCUGCAGCAGUGGCAGCAGCGCAGGGCCAACAGGCUGCAGGGGCCCAGCAGGCCCCCCAGGGUCAGACUGUACAGACCACACAGGCCAAUCCCCAGCUGGCAGCAGUGGCAGCUCCCAGACCUGGAGCCGUGCUGACCGGCGCCACGGUGGCCAACCUGCAGGUGGCCAGGAUGGCUCGACUGCCCACUCAGGCAGGACAGACGGCUCAGGUGACCCUCACCAAGCCCCCAGUGGUCUCUGUGCCAGCGGUGGUCUCUUCAGCUGGCGUCACUACACUGCCAGUCACUGUAGCAGGCAUCAGCGUGGCUAUUGGCCAGAAAACAGGGGGGCCUGUGCUGUCGCCGUCCUUCCCCCAGAUGCAGAUGCUCCAGAUAAAGAAGCAGCAUCAGCAGCAGGUGGCCGCCGCGGCGCAGCAGAAGGCCGGCCAGCCGCAGCUGGGACAGACCACUGUCCAGCAGAAGAUCGGCGGCCAGCAGGUCACAGUGCAGGCAACCCAGCCGGCCCAGCAGUCGCAGCAGAAGCUGACGUACGCUACCACCACCCAACUGCAGUCAGGGAUCAAGACCCAGUUCUUAACUACACCCAUGGCUCAGAAACCCACCGUAGCCCAGCAGGUGGCUAAGCUCCCACAAAUAGUGCAGCCGCAACCCACCGUGGCCAAUAUUCAACAAAUUGUGUCGUCUCCACAGCAGCUCCAGGCUCAGACGGUGACUCUGACCCAGGCGGCGGCGUCCUCUCUGGCCCAGGUGCAGAUGAUUCCUGCGGGGUCUGCAGCGGCGCAGGCGGUCCAGCAGAAGCUCCUCCAGCAGCAGGUGGUGACCGCAGCCAGCUCCCCCCAGAUCCAGACGCCCCCCCCCCACAGCCCCGCCCAGCAGCCUGCCGACGCCGCGGUGCAGCCCGCUCAGCCCCAACAGCCCGCCAAGGGUCAAGCUCGCCAGGGGGGCAUCAGGGCCAAAACCCCCGCCAAGCCCAGCAGCUAGGAGACGCACUCUCAUGAAUCUGAUGUGUUUUCCUGCAGUACAGAUGUGAGGCGUUGUUAAGGAUCCCACAGCAGCUAAAGCAAGAGACAGACAUCACGUUGUUAAUCACACCCAACCUUUACCUCACUUCAACCAUAGACUAACUGUUCCACAGGAUCAUUUCAGUGUUCAGACCUCCAGGAAGAUCAACCACAGCUUCUUGUGGGAUCCAUAAAGUUGCUGAGUUAACUUUUGUUACUGCUAUUCUUUAUUCGUGUCGUGAAAUGAGGAAACGUCUUUCCCCCUCAACAACUGCCCAACACAUGAAAGGACAGACACAGCAGUCCUGCCUUCAAAUGAUGAUUAUAUUAUUACUCAAGAGAAAUCUGAGGCCGAGGCUUGUGGGUAAUUCCUCGUUGAUAUUGAGCUGUCCAUUAGAAUAAGUGUAUUCAUAAAUAGUCCCUUUUAUGUCUAAUUCCCUUGUUGUCUAUAGAAACUGAAUGGAGAAUAAUGCACGUUCCUUUAGUCAUUUGUUUUUUAUUGCAGCAAAUACACUGUAAACAUGUACUUUAGUAUUUUGUGUUUUGUCAUGAAUUGUCCUUUUUUAUUGAUGUCAAGGAAAAAAAAAAUGUAAAUAUCAAUGAAAAACAUUUGUACUUGUAAAGUAGUCGUGUUUUCAUUGGGUUUUUUCAGCCUAAUUGUAAUAAAGUGUUUUGUUUUUAUAUACAAAUUCAUCUUUUUUCCUUUGAUUUUUUUUCAUUAAAUCCGUUGUAAGUA